AUGGCUCAAACUUUAUAUUUCAGCGUUCUUCUCAUCGCUCUCUGUUCAUUAUCUGAAUGCAUUCAGCGCCGCUAUCACCACAUAAACAUGAAGAUGACCUGGACUGAAGCUCAGAAAUACUGCAGAGAAAACUACACAGAUCUGGCCACAGUCAACAACAUCAAUGACAUGAAUCAACUGAUGAAGAGUGUGAAUAACAGUCUGACUACAUAUGUCUUCAUUGGACUGAAUAGAUUAAGUGUUUAUAAAUGGAAGUGGUCUCUGGGUGAUCCUGUGAAAUAUACAAACUGGUAUAAUGGAGACUCAAAUGGUUCAGGUCAGUGUGUUUAUAUGAGAGAUGGAUCAUGGCGUCAUCAGGACUGUAAAAAGAACAUGAAGAGUUUCAUCUGCUACAAUGGUGAUAAAGGAUUCAUCAUUGAUAAUUCUUCAGUAUCAUGGAGAGACGCUCAGAUCUUCUGCAGACAGCAUCAUACUGAUCUGACCAGUGUGAGGAAUCAGACUGAGAAUCAACAGAUUCAGAAGAUCAUGAAUGACAAAAACAUAUCUGAAGUCUGGAUUGGUCUGUUCAGUGACUCAUGGGAGUGGUCAGAUAAGAGUGACUCUGGAUUCAGAUACUGGAGGUCUGAUCAACCUGAUAGUAAUGUUGGUGGUUCUGAAGAUUGUACAGCAGUCAGAAUGACAGAACAGGAUCAAUGGCAUGAUGUGCCUUGCAGUUUCUCUCUGACCUUUGUGUGUCAUGAAGAUAAUCUGAUAUUGAUCCAGAUGAAUCUGAGCUGGUCUGAAGCUCUGAGAUACUGCAGAGAGAAUCAUGUGGAUCUGGUUUCAGUUGAUUCAGAGGAGAUUCAGUUCAUGGUGACAGACGUGAUUCAUCGAUCCUCUACUGACGCUGUGUGGAUGGGGUUACGUCACUCCUGUGCUGUUGGUCUUUGGUUCUGGGUGAAUGGAGAGAUGGUCUGCUAUCAGAAUUGGGCUCCAGGGAACGAAACAGCAGUGGACGACUGUGACCGUGAAGUGAAAUCUGGAGCAAUUCAGUCUGGAGAUCAUCAUCUCUGGAUCAGUCUUCCUCAAUCUCACAAACUCAACUUCAUCUGCAGCAGAAAAUAAUGAAUUCAUUUGUGUCUAUCACUUCUUGUUCUUAAGCAGUAGGGUUCAUUUAUAAACAUAUUACAGAUAAAAUACAACAUUAUACGUUA
This is a messenger RNA of Misgurnus anguillicaudatus (oriental weatherfish), 1193 nucleotides long. NCBI's taxonomy places the organism in Eukaryota, Metazoa, Chordata, Actinopteri, Cypriniformes, Cobitidae. The record is from RefSeq and is a predicted model, not a curated record.